Molecule: messenger RNA, 794 nt
Organism: Tuber melanosporum (Perigord truffle)
Lineage: Eukaryota; Fungi; Ascomycota; Pezizomycetes; Pezizales; Tuberaceae
Exons: 6
Coding region: 125-436 (103 amino acids)
Source: RefSeq, a predicted model, not a curated record
CACACAACUCCUUUCCCCCCAUACAAACUCGCCUCACAAACUCUUUCAUCUUUGCUAAUCCCCUAAAGUCUUCUUGUUGCAAUCGCUUCUAAAGUACCCCUGUUGUCACAUCUUUAGUAUCAUAAUGCCCCGGACUGAGCGUAUUCCCCAGCCUGCCCAAGCUGCCCAGAAGAAGAAGGAUCCUAAUGCCCCUAAACGUGGUCUCUCUGCCUAUAUGUUCUUCGCGAACGAACAGCGUGAAAAUGUUAGGAAUGACAAUCCUGGAAUUGCAUUUGGUCAGGUUGGCAAAGUCCUAGGUGAACGCUGGAAGGCUUUGUCCGAAAAACAGCGCCAGCCCUACGAAGCCAAAGCGGCCGCGGACAAGAAACGAUAUGAAGAUGAAAAGGCAGCCUACAACGCACAGGGAGGCCCCGAGGAGGAGGAGGACGACGAAUAGUGACUUGGUUCUUUAUUUUAGUUCUCUUGACAUCCGUUCACCCGUUUUCAGUUCAUGGAAUAACCGUGCUUCUCUUUGCCUACACAAUACCAAAAGCAAAAAAACAAAACUCAACCGUCCCGAUCCCUUUCUUGAGAUGAUAUCCCAAUAUCAACAUUUGUUGUGGCCGUAGAAGUGGGGUUUUUUCUAUCUUGUGUGCACAUGCUGGCUUCGGUGUGUCUGGUGGGUUCCUUCCAUGUCUCUUAAUGAAUGUAUGUGGCGAUUGAGACGAAAGGGUCUUUUUGUUGAGUUGGGCAACUCGAUGAAUUGUUCUGUAUUUUAGUCCCCAGUCUUCUUAUCACAUCUUAUUUCUCCCUAA